Penaeus vannamei (Pacific white shrimp) is the source of this 430-nucleotide messenger RNA. Its product is annotated as pro-resilin-like. Gene Ontology annotation, cellular component: extracellular matrix. NCBI's taxonomy places the organism in Eukaryota, Metazoa, Arthropoda, Malacostraca, Decapoda, Penaeidae. The record is from RefSeq and is a predicted model, not a curated record.
CAUUCUAUCAUCACACACCAUGGCAUUUAAGGUAAUUGCACUCGCCGCCCUUGUGGCCGUUGCCCUCGCCCGCCCUCAGAACGGCUAUGGCGUCCCAACGCCCUCUUCAGGACCUGCCAAGUACGACUUCAACUACGCCGUCAACGACCCACCAUCUGGCAACGACUUCGGCCAUCAGGAGGCCCGAGAUGGCCCCAACACUCAGGGUUCCUACUACGUCCUCCUUCCCGACGGUCGUCUUCAGAGGGUCACCUACACUGUCAACGGAGACUCCGGUUACGUGGCCGAUGUCACCUACGAGGGUGAGGCCCAGUACCCCACCGCGCCACCGCGCCCCUAUACACCCGCCCCUCAGUAUGCGUAGAUACCUUUUGUUAUGGCAACCGCAUUGUAUAAUUUAUGUAUAAAUUGUCUAAUAAACUAGCACAUA